Acipenser ruthenus (sterlet) is the source of this 7529-nucleotide messenger RNA. RefSeq names its product myocardin-related transcription factor B-like. The record is from RefSeq and is a predicted model, not a curated record. Lineage: Eukaryota; Metazoa; Chordata; Actinopteri; Acipenseriformes; Acipenseridae. The transcript is spliced from 18 exons. Bases 375 to 3587 code for a protein of 1070 amino acids. Gene Ontology annotation, biological process: smooth muscle cell differentiation.
ACAUACAUUUAUCAAUGCUUUGAUUGUUUUCAUAUGAAAAUCAAACGUUGAUUCUAUAUUGCUUCACACCUGUUUUGGCAAACCAGUGUGCAGGAAGGCACUCAGACCUGUUGUGUCCUGUAAAUCACCUGUGUUUUUUGAAGAACAAUAGUACUUCCCCACCAAGCGGUUUCCCCCUUUUAAGACGGCCAAACAUUCCUUCAGUGUUCCGUUUUGACCUCUACAAGUCCAUCGUUAUCUGAUACACGAUCAACACUACCCAGCAUGAAGGUGAUCUGGGUCCUCUGCUCACUGUGAAGGCCUGCCCCUGAGCUGAUAGACCAGCCGUCCCGGCCGGGCCACCCUGCUCUAGGGUUGCAUUAUUGAAGAUCUUGAUGCACGAAGGUGAUGGCAGAGCCAGUUUCCUGGUUACCAGGGCAACCUCGUCUCCUCUUCCCACUCUCCCAAGGAGAGUCAUGGAGCUCCACGGGAUGCUGGGGAUCGAAGGGGAUUGUGGGAUGCAGGGGUUGCUCUCCCCCAGUCCUCGGAGCGAGGCUGUAGCCCAUGAGCUGGAGGAGUUGUCGCUGCAGCUCACCCCGAACCUGCCCCCCCUCAAUGAACGGAAGAAUGUUCUUCAGCUCAGGCUGCAGCAGAGGAGGACUCGGGAGCAGCUCGUAGAUCAGGGCAUCAUGCCACCCCUGAAGAGCCCUGCUGCCUUCCACGAGCAGAUCCGGAGUCUGGAGAGGGCCAGGACUGAAAACUUCCUGAAGCACAAAAUCCGGAGCCGGCCUGAGCGGUCAGAGCUGGUCAGAAUGCACAUCCUUCAGGAAACCCUGGCUGAGCCCUCUCUGCAGGCCACUCAGAUGAAGCUGAAGCGGGCUCGCCUGGCCGAUGACCUCAAUGAAAAGAUCGCGCAGAGACCCGGGCCACUGGAGCUGGUGGAGAAGAACAUCCUGCCUGUCGACUCCAGCCUCAAAGGAGCCAUCGUUGAUGGUGAGGUGGACUACCCCAAGACACGAGACGUUUACUUGUUUGACGAAGACAGCAGCGACGCCUUGUCUCCGGAGCAACCGGCCAGCCAGGAGUCCCAGAGCUCUGCGGCCUCCCCUGGAGAGCACAAAAUCAGCGAGGCCUCGUCCCCGCUUCCCAACUCCACCCUGCAGUACUGCCCCCAAGUCUCGCUGCCUUCAGACUUCCUGAAACCUGGGUCUUCUGCUGAGCAUCACACCGGUCGCUUGGCAACCAAUUCAUUCCAGCCAACCAGCACUGUAGCUCCUUCAAAACCAACCCCUACACUUGUAAAGCAGAGCCAGCCAAAGACAGCGAGUGAGAGGAGCCGCAGUAAGAAGGGCCGGGAGGCCAAGCCGCGGGUGAAGAAGCUCAAGUACCACCAGUACAUCCCUCCCGACCAGAAGGCAGAGCCCAGCGAGGCGCCCAUGGACUCGUCGUACGCACGCCUGCUCCAGCAGCAACAGCUCUUCCUGCAGCUCCAGAUCCUCAGCCAGCAGCAGCAGCAGCACUACAACUACCAGGCCAUCCUGCCUGCACCACUCAACAGGCCUGCGACCGACAAUUUGAAUACCUCCUUGAACAACAACAUCCCCGCCUCCAUCGUCAUUGCCUUGCCAACUAGCGGCACCCUGCGGCAAAAAAGCAGCCUGGCCAAUCGAAAGCCAGGACCACUGCCUGCUAAUCUGGAUGAUAUGAAGGUGGCCGAGCUAAAGAUGGAACUAAAACUGAGGGGGCUGCCAGUGUCCGGCACUAAAACGGACCUCAUCGAGCGACUGAAACCCCACCAGGAAAACUCUACCACCAUCUCCACAAGGGGCACCAUGACCACUACUAUCUUCUCUGGGUCAGCUGUGGAAGUGCUCACAUCAGCCUCUUUACAGACACCCUUUGCUAAAGAACAUUGGCAGCACUCUAGCCAGCUGGACAGCAUGAGCUCCACGCCGCCCGUGUCCCCCGUACCCUCGGAGCUGUCCAGCCUGAACACAGAGGACAGCAGGUCCAUGGACACCUUCAGUGAGAUCAUGGGCGUGGCCCCUGCUCAUGCCUCUGGGGCCUCCCCCCGCAAAGGGAAUGGCGAGGACUCGGGCAUGGAGCUGGAGUCGUCUAUCAAGGACCGCAAACUCCACGAGAAGGAGCUGCAGAUCGAAGACCUCAUGAAGAAGCUGGAGCAGGAGCAGAGGCUGGUGGAAGAACUUAAGAUGCAGCUGGAAGUGGAAAAACUAAGCCAAUCGCAACAAACAGGCAUUGCUGCCCAGCAAAAUCACUCUGGGGCAGCAGAGAUCAAGGAUGAGAGCAGAAUGUCCCCCAAUUGCUCGUCUUUCCACCCAGCAUCCCGGUCUCCGGUGGUCCAGCAGACACCCAUGUUGAUCAAGCAGGAGCAGGAGCAGCCUCCACAGGCAGCUUUAGCCCAAGGCUCAGCCUGCCUGCAGCAGUUCUUUGUCAGCCACCAGAGGGUGCCCCAGGUCAUUGGGCAGCCUCAAACCUUGCUGACAACACAGCCCGGGACACGGCUUCUCCUGCCAGUUUCCCUCUCUGGCACCAACACAACCAUCCAGCUGCCAACAGCUAAUGUGAAACCCCAGCAGCCGCAGCAAGUUCUUCAGGCCGCUGCCCCUGCUUCAGCCCCAGGCCUCAUCCAGGCCUCCAUCCCCCAGAUUCAGCCGCAGAAACAGGAGGCCUUGUCCCCUCAGCAGCUCCUUAACCAAAACCACCACACCUCAAAGGCAUUCCCCACCUGCACCACAUCCAGUGCUGGGUUUCAGUUCCAGAGCCAUCCAGUGACUGUUGACCCACAGCGUUUCCUCAACAGCUCAGCAGAGAGCAGGCUGGCAACACAGGGCUCCCCAGGCCACACGCUGCACAACGGACCCACGCACAAGCCGGGCUCCCCAUCCCAGCCCCAGCCCCAGUCCCAGCUUCGGCCCCAAUUCAUCUCAGUGUUUGGAAACCCCAUCCACAAGAACAAGGACCCUCCCCGCUAUGAGGAGGCCGUGAAGCAGAGCCGGAACAUGCAGGCCCCCCCGCAGCCCCAGGUUCCCACGGCAACCAGCCAGCAGAUGGAUGACCUGUUUGACAUCCUGAUCGAGAGUGGAGAGAUUUCUCCGUUCUUGAGGGAGGAGUCCCCUACCAAGCUGAUGCCUGUGACUGCCAGCAUCACCACCCUGCCAAUCAACACUGUGCUGUCCCGCCCACCCCAACGGGUCCAGAUGGCCCCUUCACUGACCCUCGACCCCGUCUCCAGCCUUUCGCUCGCCUCGGAGAAUCAACUGGAGGCCUUCCUGGACGGGGCCCCCCACCUCGGCUCCAGCCGAGAGCACUUGUCCCUCAUCGAGGACCUGCAGAGUCAACUGCUGAGCCAGUCGGGCUCCCUGAGUCAACCGCACUCCCCCAUGGACAUCCAUGAACUGCCGUUCUCCACAGACAGGGGGCCCAGUGUUGGCUUUGACCUCCACGACCCUAAUCUGGAUAAUAUGGAGUGGCUGGACCUUACCGUACCCGGACCGUCUAGUAGUCUGGCCCCUCUAGGCAUGGCCCCGCCCGGGGGAGUCUUCUCGGACUUUCUGGACACUCACAACCUCCAGCUACCCUGGGAAUGAAGUGGUGCAACUCUCUGGCUCUCCAAACAGAUGCUUGUUGUUUUAGUUUGUUCCUUUCACUUUUUUUUUUUUUUUUUUUUUUUCUAAAAUGAAACAAAACCAGAUGCUGAAGUGUUUAGGCUGGCGUCUGGCCUCAUUUCAGCUCAAGUUUCGAAAUGGAGACGCCAACAGGUUUUGUAAAUAUAGAUCCUGUUGAGUUGUUUUUUUUUCUGUACCUGGGAUGCAUUUUGAGUUUGUGGGUAAGUACAAUGCCAGCAGUCUGUCUGGUGUGAAAGGAUGGCAUUGAGGUCUGUCAGAGCUGGGAUCCCUUGUCUCCUAGUGAGAGGGGUGGCAGGGUAGAAGAUUCAAGACAAAUGGUCUCUUCUGAAAACUGAAAUGUGGGAGAGUUUUCUGCCUUGGUCAUCCCUCCCUGCGGUCUUGGGCAUUUGAGAAGGGGACAGUAUUUUGGUCUAUUUUAAAUGUGUGCCAAGCAAAUCUGGGCAGCCUGUACCUUAAGCCCGGAGAUAAAGAUGUGCCUUCCUGCUGUCAGAAACAGGUGGCACAUCUUUAGGGUUUAGAUCCUAUUCUCUUCUGCGUGCGAGACUGGAUAGCAAUUGGAGACCUUGAGUUCACCCCUGGGUAUUUAUUUGUAUUUAUUUUGAAUUUUCCAGGCAGAAAUGAAAUGCUUUGGUUUACCUCUGUCAUUCAAACACAGUUCUGCAAGAACAGCUGGAUUGCUUUAAGGCUCAGGGAGGUGCAGUGGUAUAGCCGUAGCACACAGUACUACCAUACAGUGCCAUUGAUUUGAAGUGUCUCUAUAGCUAUAUUUGAGUUAAUAUCCUCCCUUGUCGUCUGUACCAGUAAGAUAUCAAGUAAAGGCAGGAGCCACUUUUAAAGUAGCUUGUACAACAGGAUACUUUAGGGUUGUUUUUAUUUUUUCCAAUCUCAAGCAGUUCCGCUUUGGAGGUGUUGAGCUUUAACUGAGAUUGAUCAUGGUAAGAUGCCCCAGUUGGUGGAAAAUUUGCAUUAAAAAAAUUUGUGACAGUUAGAGGCCUUUGUAAAUCUUGUAAAUAACCUGCUUUUUAUCCUUUUAGCUGCUGUACAGACAGAAGGAAGUUGGUUGGACUGUUGGUUAGAGAGGGAAGGGGUGACCCUAGAUGCCAGUGUGUGGUGCUACUGUACUAUACUGUACUGGACUGCACUGGUUCUGAAAUUUGACUCCAUAAUAAUACAUUACUUUGGAGCAAGAUCAUUUCCAUUGUCCAAGGCCCUGUUGCAAAAGUUUGUAUAAAAUUAAAUGCUAGCAUUGGGUUCAAUGCAAUGUAGUCUGACCUACUACGGCCUUGCACACUGAGCGGUUAAUACAGUAUCAACAGCACACCUACAUCUUUGUGUACAAGGUACUGUAAUCUGAAACCAUAGAUUCAGUCUUGACUUCCCAGUUUAAAAUCCAGACAUUCAGUUUAAGCUGUCACUUGCAUUGAGAAACAGUUGCCCCCCCCCCCACAGGUCAUUGUUCAUAAAAUAAUUGUUUAGGAUGCUAUAAUUGUAUCUUUAGAAUUGUGGCUAAUAGUAAAUGUGACAGGAAGGGGAAGUGCACUUUGAAUUGCCAGUAGAUUUUUCUUGUAAAUAUAGAUUUAAAUCCUGUAUACGCAAAUCAUUGUCCUGAUGUAUUUUUCAGCAUGUGACUAUAAUAGAAUAUGUACAGUGUUUUACAAGAAACGGCAGACUGCUGCAGAACAGAGAGAGCAGGGGAAAUGUUUCUGAAAAGAUCGUGGAGUAGACCAGUGCACAGGGGUUUUCAUUUUUCAUACCAGGUUCCCCUCAGUUUUGCUUAUCACCCAAAGACAUUGUGCAUUUGGAAGUCAGUUUAGUUCAAACAAGGUCCAGAAAAAACAUAUAAAGAUGCAUACCAGAGCACCACUGGAACUUUUUUUUUUUUUUAAUUCUUCAGAUGUGCGUUCUACCCCAACUGUUUUGUAUAACGGAUUCGUUACAGUAAUGACAUUACUGUCUAUCAAAAAAUAAGUGUUACUUUAAAAGAAAGUAAACGCAAAGAAAACAUCUGUUUUAAACUAGCUGUAGACUUUGGGAAUCAUAACGGUGCAUAUUUCAUCGUUUCGGGGUGUGGGUUGCUCUAUGAAACAAAGUGUCACUCACGUGAAAGAUCAAGUAGCAGCAAGCCACAGUUUUGACAAUCAGGCUCUAUGGUGGCGUUCUCCAUGAAACUACCACCAUAGUUACAUUUUUGUAUUGUGUGCCAUUUAUGUCACCUAAUGGUCAAGCAGUAACAAAAAAAGAGAACAUUUCAGGAGGUAUUCUGCUAUUUCAAAUCUUUAUUUGUAAUAUAACUGUCCAUAAAGUGUACAGUUAACAGCUAUAGACAGUGAUGUAUCGUGAUGCACAAAGCAGCAUGGCUGCUGUUAAGAAAGAGUCUGAUCCUGCUUCAUACAUUCGAGUUCUUUAACCUCAUGUCUGAAGUGAUCUUUUGGAGGGUUUUGUAGUGAUGCCAAAAAGAUACGUCUGUCGUUGAUGUUGUUGUUUUGAUUUGUAAUCUUGAUGAGAAACCAAAAGCACCCAUUUGCAUUCUCAGGGCUCCAAACUAAAAUGUCCUGAAUUUGAUAGGAUAAUUGAAUCAUGUACUACACAAAAAACUAGCAAUAUAUCUGCAACAUAAAUGCAUGUACCCAUUUAGUAACCUACAGGGUGUUGUGGCUUUUGACAGGAGGAAGCCUCCCCUGGAAGUACAGGUAGAAAUAUAUUUAUUCUGCUCUGGGAGCCCUGGAUGUCGUCCAAGAGGGUAUUUCUCUGUUUGUUUAAUGCCGUUAAGUUUUCUUAAUAUGAACAAUCAUAAUGAUGUGUUGAACUUCACAGAUACUGUUUUUAAUAUCAAAAGGUGUAGAUAUUUCAACUUUUUAAAUACAAUGGUGCAAAUGUGUUUUGUUGGUAAACAAAUUAUUUUAAAAAAACACAAAUUUAAAAACAGCUUGGUAUGGGUGAACCACAUUGGGCAAAAUUUCAAAUCUGGACAGUGUCACUAUAUAUUUGUAACUUUUUAGUGUCAACCAUCGUAUUCAUUUUUUUUUUUAAAAAAUAAAAAGUUACAAAUACAAAAACUAGUUACUUCUCUCUGCAAAAAAAUGUAGUUUUUGUCUGUUUUAAAUAGGAGUAAUUGCUCUUUAAUGUGUGCUGUGGGAAAAUGUAGCUAUUCUAGUUUGGCUAACUACAGAUUUGAUACAAACAUACAGAGAUUUUCUUUAGGAAACUAACCUGGGGGAAAAACAAAAUUAUGUUAAUGAUUUGUAAUUUAUAGAGUUAAACUAAGUCUGAUAAUUGCACUUACUUGCACAUGGAGAUUUCCAGAACGCAAAUAAGAUUAGUUUGAUAAGUAAUGAGUUCUGGUACAGCACCUGCUUGUUUGUUCUGCCUUGCUCUCCCCCAUGGAGCUGCAAUAAUGGUGGAGAUGAUUCGCCCAUACCCAAGCCCAAUAAUCCCACCCAAGAUGGGGGCUUGUUUAGUUUCAUCGAUAUUGCUUGCUGUCAGAAUACAUUAUUUUGUGAAGUUGUUGCACAUCCUCUUGUGUCCACAGUCACCUACCUUUCUGAACUACUACCAAAAACUUUGAGUUUGGAGCCCUUUUAUACAGUAAACUGGCAUCAGUUUUAGUCAUCGAAAUACAGAAUUUAUUAACCAAGUAAUGGAAUCAAAUUGUGUUGGUGGUUCAAAACCACAAUGCCUUUGCACCCCUGGGAUGAAUGCUGUAUCAUAUUUGUAUGCCAUACAUUUUUGCACAUUGUGUAUAGAUUUAUAUAUAUGUAAUGCAUUUUUUUAUAUAUAUAUAUAUAUAUGUAGCACAUUUUAUGAGCUCUACUUUGUAAAUAGUGGCAAAUGUUUAGUUACAAAUUAAAUGUUUGUUAUAUAUCAGCCUUUUUUGUGUCAAUAAAACUGGUGAUGUACUGUGAA